Molecule: messenger RNA, 1794 nt
Organism: Medicago truncatula (barrel medic)
Lineage: Eukaryota; Viridiplantae; Streptophyta; Magnoliopsida; Fabales; Fabaceae
Product: zinc finger MYM-type protein 1-like
Exons: 1
Coding region: 1-1794 (597 amino acids)
Source: RefSeq, a predicted model, not a curated record
AUGGAAAGGUACUACAAAAGAACAUCAGAGUCUCAAGAAGUUAAUGAAGUGGAAACUACACCAACACCAACACAUGAACAACCAGGGCCAUCAUUCAAAAAUGGAUUUCUAGAGGUUGAUUUGGAAAAUCUUCCAGCUAAUCCUGGAGAAAGGAAACAAUUGUCAUGUUAUCAUCCAAAUGACAGAGAUGAAAUUCGAAGAGCUUAUUUAGCAAAAGGGCCUUGUCAACCAAAGGAACAUAAUUUCCCGCAACGACCAUUUGGGACUUUUCUUCGUAAGUUUAAUCCUGAUUGGUUUCUUGAAUUUGGUAGUUGGUUGGAAUAUAGUGUGUCAAAAGAUGUUGUGUUUUGCUUAUGUUGUUAUCUUAUGAGAUUUGAGAUUGGUGAAAACAAAGGUUGGGAUGCAUUUUUUACCGAGAGAUUUUCAAAUUGGAAAAAGAAAGAUAGACUCAAUGUCCAUGUUGGAGGUCCUAACAGUGCGCACAAUCAAGCUUGGAGAAAAUGUAAUGCAUUAAUGAACCAGAAGCAACACAUUGAAGUUGUGGUUAACAAACAAUCAGACUUGGUCAAAAGGGAAUACCGAAUUCAUUUGACAGGAACAAUUGAGUGUAUUCGACUUUUAUUGAAGUUGGGGCUGGCGUUUCGCGGUGAUGAUGAAUCAGAGGAUUCCAAGAAUAAAGGUAAUUUUCUUUAUAUUUUACAGUUUCUUGCUAAGAAUGAUAAAGAGUUUGGUGAAGUCUUGAAAAGAUGUCGGGGAAAUCUCAAAUUAGUGGCACCUAGCAUUCAAAAAGAUAUUGUGAAAGCUGCUUCAUUUGGGACCACAAAAGCUAUUAUUGUUGAUCUUAAAGAUUAUUUAUUCUCCAUUUUAAUUGAUGAAUCUCGAGACAUUUCAAAUAAAGAGCAAAUGGCUGUUGUUUUACGCUAUGUAGACAAGAAAGGGCAUGUUAUUAAGCGAUUUCUUGGGGUUGUCCAUGUUGAAAAUACAACUUCCAUUUCUUUAAAAGUAGAAUUGGAGUCCAUGUUUGCAAAUUACAAUUUAAGUUGGUCAAGAGUUCGCGGGCAAGGAUAUGAUGGGGCUAGUAAUAUGCGUGGUGAAUUUAAUGGCCUUAAAAGUUUGAUCCUAAAAGAAAAUAAGUUUGCUUUCUAUGUUCAUUGUUUUGCUCACCAACUCCAAUUGGCACUAGUGGCAGUUGCAAGAAAGCUUGAUGAUAUUGCUUGGUUCUUUAUGGCAGUCAACAAUGUAUCUAAUAUGGUAGGAGGUUCAUGUAAGCGUAGAGAUAUGCUUAGAAAAAGUCAGAUUCGUAAAGUAGCUGAUGAACUAGGGUGCGGAGAAAUUUCCAGCGGGCGUGGCUUGAAUCAAGAAAGUACAGUAACAAGGGUUGGAGAUACUAGAUGGGGAUCACAUUAUGGUACAUUACUAAGGUUGGCUUCUUUGUUUCCUUCUAUGUGUGAUGUGCUUAAUAUGAUUUUGGAAGAUAGCUCAAACUCUGACCAUCGAGUUGAAACUCGUCUAUUGUUGAAUAAUUUGCAGUCUUUUGAAUUUAUUUUUAAACUGCUUUUGAUGAGAAAUAUAUUGGGAAUUACUAAUUAUUUAUCUCAAGCAUUGCAAAGAAAAGAUCAAGAUAUUGUAAAUGCUAUGUCAUUAGUUAAAGUUUCAAAGGAUAGAUUGCAAAAGAUGAGAGAAGAUGGCUGGCAUAAUUUACUAUGUGAAGUGUCAUUGUUUUGUGAGAAGCAAAAUAUUGACAUUGUAAAUAUGGAUGAUGCAUUCGUGUUACAAGGAAAACCAAGGCGUUAA